CUCCACCAUGAAGCUCCUGAUUCUUGUCUCUUUGGUUGCGGCAGCCGCCGCCGAGAAACUGCCGACUUACAGUUUACCAAGACCUUCUGGUCCAGGUUUCAUCAUAGGUGGAUCAGGAGGUGGAGGCUUCGGUGGAGGAAGCUUCGGUGGCGGCGCAGGGAUCGGUGGAGGAAGCUUCGGUGGCGGCGCAGGGAUCGGUGGAGGAAGCUUCGGUGGCGGCGCAGGGAUCGGUGGAGGAAGCUUCGGUGGUGGAAGCUUCGGUGGCGGCGCAGGAUUCGGUGGUGGUGCAGGAUUUGGAGGAGUCAGCUGUGGAGUUGGACAGAUUCGUCACGUGGACGGAAGUUGCGUGACUCCUAUUGUCACCAAAAACUCAUACGUGUAUGCUGCUCCACCAGUGGCCCCAAUCGUCGGUCCACGCCCAAAUGUUCCCCUACCAAGACUUGAACACAACAUUAUCUUCAUCCGUACCCCAGAAGUAGGAUUUGGUCAGGAACCCAUUGUGGUGCCACCACCUCAACAGAAGAACGUCGUGUACGUCCUCAACAAGCGACCAGAACUGGACCAACAAGUCGUCCACGUCCCAGCACCAGAACAACAGACUCCAGAAGUGUUCUUCGUCAACUACGGCGAGGGCGACAACCCGACUCUACCUACUGGAGAGGACCUCCAGUCUGCCCUCAGCGCUGCUUCGCACGGUGGCGGUCAGGUUAUUGGAGGCGGCAUUGGAGGUGGAAUUGGUGGAGGCAUUGGAGGUGGUAUUGAUGGUGGCAUCAUUGGUGGCGGCCAUGGUGGUGGUUUUGGAGACGACUUCAGCGGUGGUGUUAGUGUGUCGACCCCAUCUGGUCUAUAUUCCACACCAUAAACAAAACAAAUUAAACAUGUUAACAGCGUCUUUUCACUCAGGCUCCGGCCCUCGUACUGCAGGACGGAACUCAUCAUCUUUAUUUAAAUUCUAAGUUUGCUAAUCAUUCAACGAAUUAUACAUUAUUUAUUUUAUCCAAGAGAUGGCUAUAUUUUUUCUAUGUCAAACUCAGAUAUCUCCUACUGUAAACAAUGGCUAGGAUAAAUAUAAACCUUAUUUA
Messenger RNA from Procambarus clarkii (red swamp crayfish), 1082 nucleotides. RefSeq lists its product as uncharacterized. The record is from RefSeq and is a predicted model, not a curated record. Lineage: Eukaryota; Metazoa; Arthropoda; Malacostraca; Decapoda; Cambaridae.